AUGACGCCAUCAAGUUCAGUCAGCUUUCGAGAUUUUAUCUCUAAACCUUCUUCAAAACGGUGUUCUCGAAUAUCUAUAGCGAGUUCAAGUUCAAGUAGAAGUGCUCGAAUUUUUGAUGAACAAUUACGAAGAUUAAGUCCAACAUCACAUUAUCAUCCAAAAAUUGAGGAUCCUAUAAGAUCGAUUGUAAAUGUUUUAUUCUCGAUAUUUUUACAAGAACAACUUAAAUGUACUUCUCAUAAAAAAUUAAAAAGUAUUCUCUUAAAAUCAAUUGAAAAUUAUCGAGUAGAACCAAGUCAAAUAUUUCAAUGGUUAUUUAAUAAUCAAAAUACUUACCUUUAUAAAAGUCUACUUGGCUUCUUUUUAAUGGUAGGAAUUGGAUGUAAAAGAGAUAAGAAAAAGGCUUUUUCUUUAUAUUUUGCUGCUGCAAAAAAGGGUUAUUUAAUAGCUCAAGAAAUGAUAGCUGAUUGUUAUUUCUUUGGACUUGGUACUCAUGAGAAUGAAGAUUUAGCCUUUCUAUGGUAUAGUAAAUGCGCUGAACAAGGAAGUGGUCACGGUUAUCAUGGACUUGGAAUAUGUUACGAAUAUGGUAAAGCCAGGCAUGAAUUAGAUGUUUUAAUGAAUUUACUAUCUUCCUCAACAAAUUGGCCCGCUUCAUCUUCAAUGAUUUCACUUCGAUGUGGUGGUAUCAUAUCAAAAAACGACAUCAAACAUUUCAAACAUGAAUAG
Messenger RNA from Dentiscutata erythropus, 729 nucleotides. The record is from the annotation of a GenBank genome assembly. Lineage: Eukaryota; Fungi; Glomeromycota; Glomeromycetes; Diversisporales; Gigasporaceae.